Penicillium macrosclerotiorum is the source of this 1194-nucleotide messenger RNA. RefSeq lists its product as uncharacterized. Gene Ontology annotation, molecular function: protein binding. NCBI's taxonomy places the organism in Eukaryota, Fungi, Ascomycota, Eurotiomycetes, Eurotiales, Aspergillaceae. Bases 1 to 1194 code for a protein of 397 amino acids. The transcript has a single exon. The record is from RefSeq and is a predicted model, not a curated record.
AUGUUGUACAAUGCUCUCAAGUCGCUCGUGGUCGCGCUGGCGUUCAGCGCCCAGGCCACGUCGGCACAGAAGUCUACCAAUUCCCUUGUGAGCCGCCGUCUCACUGAGUAUCUGAUGCCGGUCGCCAAGGAGACGCACGAGUUUGCGCGUGUACCCAACUCGAACUUUGUGCUGUUGACCCAGAUGUCGGAUAGCGAGCUGAUCAAGAUCGAGCUGAAUCCAACCACCGAGGAGCCCAUCGCGUUCAACUCGUUUCCCAUGGGAAGAAACAGUAGCUCUCAGCUACAUGGCGUCUGGCCAUCGACGGUGUAUCCCGGUCUGAUGUGGCUGUCGCUUCAGGGUGACAACAAGCUGCUGCUCGUAGACCCCGGCAAGAAUCUCUCGGCUGCUCCGAUCAUCAAAAAAACAAUCAACAUCCCGGCGCCCGGAAACGGUCCUCAUUGCGUGUUUGAGAUCGGCCACCGCGUCUGGGCUGGUCUCAAGGUGGCAUCCAAGCAGACUGGCAAAUACUACGUGUUCUCCGCCGAUAUCAGAAACUCCACCGACCAGAAGUUAUACCCGUGCCUCGACAGCCCCGUGUUCAUUAAAGAGGAGCCUACCACCGGCUUGAUCUAUGUCACGCAAGACGCCGACUCGUCCAUCAUGCGCAUCAAUGUCACCAGUGGCGCGACCGCGCAGCUACCAAUCCCGCCCAGUGUCGGCAAUAACGCCGUCGGAAUGAUGACUGGCUACGGUGCCCUGAGUGGCGUGUGGUUCACUCUUGCUGGUAAUUCCACUGGUGGCACCGGCACCUUUGGCCAUAUCGGAGCUUCUGGCGAGAUGAAAUUUUUCAAGCUCAAGCAUCGUAUGCUCGGCUCCAAUUCUGGUCUACUGCAUAUCGCUGAUGCCUCGACCGCAUCUGGCGGUCCAGCCUUGUGGCUCUUGUCGACGUCCCUGCUCAGCACCGAAUCGCCCGAUGCCCUGAUCCGCGUGACUUUUGAUUCCGCCAUCACAUCCGUUGCCGACGAGGAAUACGUUUCUAUGCUCACUCAAAACGCCAUGGUGCACCGUGUCCUUCCCCUGGAUGCCACAGUUUUGGUGUCCGAGCUCCACACCUUCACACUUGCCCAGCUCACAUAUAAUAAUACCGUUGCCGGGAAGUGGCUGCCCGCUGAGUCUAGCAGUAGCACUACAAGCUACUCCAAGGCCGGUUGA